Musca vetustissima is the source of this 1808-nucleotide messenger RNA. RefSeq lists its product as uncharacterized. NCBI's taxonomy places the organism in Eukaryota, Metazoa, Arthropoda, Insecta, Diptera, Muscidae. The record is from RefSeq and is a predicted model, not a curated record. The transcript is spliced from 7 exons. The coding region runs from base 45 to 1808 and encodes 587 amino acids.
UCGACCUAAAGUGGCAAUUAACAAGAAAACUGGUGUCUGCGGCAAUGGAAUUAAAUGAUUACAAUGGUUUCGAGGACCAUUGUAAAUCCAAUGAAAUGGAGCUCCUUAAACGCAAAUAUGUGCACAAGGAGGUACACAAUAACAUGGAUGCCAUCGAUCACAUAAUGCAGCGUAAAGAUCAGGAGUUUAUGGAUCAUGCUGCCCUCUUACCUCCCGAUCAUUUUAUUAUGGAUUUAAUAAAUUUCCCCAAAGGAGUGGUGUCGAAUGGAUCGCAUAAUGGUGCAGAUACUUUGCCGCCAGAAUUACAUUUUCACAAUGCCCAUUUGUUUCCCGUUACCACAGAUGAUCAUCACCAGCACCAUCAUUCCAAUGAACAACGUAAAUCACCCACAUAUCUGCCUUUAAAUAAUGACUUCCUAAUGCCCGUGAAUAAAUCCUAUACGACGGCAGAUGGUGUGGGCAGUGUGGAAGUCGGAGGUGACAAAGUUGUGCAAGAAUUACUGUUAAAUGGCAGUGGUGUAACUAUGGAUGAUGGUUCCAUUGUCGAUGAUGACUGUGACAUAUCACGUUUUGAUUCACGCAAGGUGUUGCCACACAAAAAACGCAUAUCCCGCAAGCUAAAAAUCAAUCACAACGAUGUUGAUGAUCUACAAUUAAAUGUUCCUCUGGAGGAGCAUAAAUUACCUCAACUGGUUGUUGGCGUUGGAGGACAACAAUUCCGUUGUGAGCUGUGCGGUCAUGUGACAUGUUCACAAUUGGAAUUCUUUGCUCAUCUCAAACAACAUUAUGAACCAUCAACACCCGAUAAUAUAUUGGUAGCUAUGAAAACAUCUCUCGACGCCUUAGGCCCGGAAAAAAGUGAGGCAGCUGCGAAUCUUUGUACUAUAGAUAAAAAGACUGAUGGACUUGAUCAAGUCUUCCAAGAUGUACAUUUUCCCUUUGAAAAUUUCUCACAAGCGGCGGACAAUGUGGUGCAUACAGAUCGUAGAGUGGUGGUUGAUAUGGGUAUGCAGGCGCAUGUGGAACGUGUCGUCGAUAUGAAAGUUGUCUACAAUAAUACAUAUGACAAUGCAAAUAAUACCCUGCAACAGCCGCAACAACAACACCACCAUCAUCAGUCCCACAUACAACAAGUUCAACAACCUCAAACACAUCAGCCUUCACAAAAUUUAGUGCCUGAAGAAUUCAGUGAUACAGAAGAUAUGCUGGAAGGUAUACGGGAUAAGGUACUAAUUGAGGAUACCUGUGAUGCAAUGGACCUAAUGACACCCACUUCAAAUGGUGUGAGGCCACAUUGGUUUAAUAACAAUUGUUUCAAUGGCAUGGAUACAAAAGGCAAGCCAUUUUGUGAUGUUUUGUUUUCGGGUCAAUUUGCGCCCAUGUUAAAUACCGAACCAACAACUGUGCCACAAGAUAAUCAUCAUAUGACAGUGGUGGGGAAAUUAAUGCCAAAAGAUUUAAUGCACCCAUCCGGGCAGGUUUUACAUCAUCCAACUGAUCUACGAUUGCAAUUUCCCGAAACCAAUGAUGGCAUGAACAAUAGCAAUGAAACGCAAACCGUACCUCAGACAUCGAUUGUAUCAGCAGCUCAGCCUUCGAUAGUCUCUGCACCACCCCAACAACAGCCAAUAACAUUACCACCACAGCAACCUCAUAUUCCUCAACCUCAGCCAACACUUAGCAAUAAUAUUGACCUGAUACAACCUCAGCAUAUAAAAAUUGAAAAUAAUAACGACAUUCCUGCCUAUCAAGGGGACUCCAAUCAUCUAGUGGCCCACAAUGAAAUCACUUUCGCCCAAUUCGAAUAA